AUGCCGAAAUCUGGUUUCAGACAAGAUCCUCCUGCAUGGAUAGCUAAUUACAACUUGAUUUCUGGCAGUUUAUGGUCGUUCAUAUUAGUUAAUACGGCUGUUAGUAGUGUUUUUUUCGGCCAACCACAGAUUUUUGACUUGACAUCAACAUUGCUCACUCUUAUUCAAUUGUGUGCUAUCAUCGAGAUUUACAACUCUGUCGUUGGUAAUGUCAGAUCUCCUUUGUUCACUACCAUUAUGCAGGGUGCUUCCAGACUAUUGAUUGUACUUGGAAUCUUCCAGGCCCUACCAGAUUCUCCCGGAAAUUAUCACUGGGUCUACAUAUCACUAAGCGUGGCAUGGUCUACCACGGAGAUUAUUAGAUAUUAUUACUAUGCAGCCAAAUUGUUGAGUAAUAAUCAUCCUCCUGCUUUACUUACUUGGCUCAGAUACAACACUUUCAUCAUCUUGUAUCCUAUAGGGAUCUCUUCUGAGGUUACUAUUAUCUUCAAAAGUUUGGAGGAGGCCGAAUUUGUUUAUGGGCCCGGAUACAAGUAUUUUUUAAUCCUCUGUUUGAUAGCCUAUAUUCCUGGUUCUUAUAUAUUAUAUAGCUAUAUGUUGAAGCAGAGGAGCAAGGAGAUGAAGAGGUUAGGCGAGGAGAAGCUAGGCGAGAAGAAGCCAGGAGAGAAGAAGCAGCAAGGUGAGAUCAGCUCCAAAAAGGACUAG
Molecule: messenger RNA, 705 nt
Organism: Brettanomyces nanus
Lineage: Eukaryota; Fungi; Ascomycota; Pichiomycetes; Pichiales; Pichiaceae
Exons: 1
Coding region: 1-705 (234 amino acids)
Biological process (GO): very long-chain fatty acid biosynthetic process; fatty acid elongation; sphingolipid biosynthetic process
Cellular component (GO): endoplasmic reticulum membrane
Molecular function (GO): 3-hydroxyacyl-CoA dehydratase activity
Source: RefSeq, a predicted model, not a curated record